Messenger RNA from Argiope bruennichi, 5586 nucleotides. RefSeq names its product choline transporter-like protein 2 (gene Ctl2). Gene Ontology annotation, molecular function: transmembrane transporter activity. NCBI's taxonomy places the organism in Eukaryota, Metazoa, Arthropoda, Arachnida, Araneae, Araneidae. The record is from RefSeq and is a predicted model, not a curated record. Gene Ontology annotation, cellular component: membrane. The transcript has 23 exons. Bases 317 to 2497 code for a protein of 726 amino acids. Gene Ontology annotation, biological process: transmembrane transport.
UCAGAAUUUUGAUCAAGUUUGAAAAGAGUUGUUUGUGAUAAGCUAUAAAAUAUGUUUAUGUGCUGUUUCCGAUGGCAGAUUUGUUGUUGUUGAAUUUAGGGAGUGAAUAGAAAAGGAAUGUUUGAUAUCCGUUUUAUUUUGGUUUGAUUUAAAAAGGUUUUCAUUGUGCAAAAAUUCCAUUAAAAUUUUUUGACAGCCUUCCUUUGUUUUGGUUUCAGUUAUAGAAACUUUUUUCUUUUAUGCUAGCUAUGUCGCUGGUCUUUUUUGUUGAUUAGUUUGUAUUCUGUGUAUUUAGUGCAUAGUUUAGAACUUAAAAAUGAAGUCCAGUGAAACACCCGUGACAGCUGACUCAUCAGAAUCGAGAAAAUACGGUGAACAGCUUACUUAUGAUCCUCAAUUCAAAGGUCCUGUAAAAUCAAGGAGUUGUACGGAUAUUUUGUGUCUGUUCUUAUUUGUUUCUUUCAUUGCUGGAUGGGGUGUUGUUGCAUUUUUCGCUUUCAGAGAAGGUGACCCAAAAGUUUUGGUAUACCCAACAGAUUCUGCUGGCAACAUUUGUGGCAUUGGAGAGUUAGAAAACAAGCCAUAUCUAUUUUUCUUUGAUCUGUUGAAGUGUGCCAAGCCUAGUGUAGUCUUCACUGGUUGUCUUACCCCUCAGGUCUGUGUUGAAAAAUGUCCCAAUGAAACGUUUUAUGCCAAUGAAAAUUUACCAAAUGCAGCGGAAAUAAAAUCAAAACUGAUCUGCAAAUAUGAUGUGAAAAAGGAAGAAAAAGAUUUGAAAACUCUGUUGAAUGAAGGACAUUGUGCAAAGCUGUACUUAAAGAGCUCUCCUUUGAGGUCUCCAAAAUUUAUAGAAGGGGUACCUUAUGCCUCAAAGGUUAAAGAUGUCUUGCUUGGACGCUGUAUUCCAGAAUUGUUUGGGAUUCGCACAGAUGGUGAUGUCAUUAGGAAUGAAAAGAAUGAAGUUGUUAAAAUUGGUAAUGAUGAAUUGACUGUAGAAGCAGUAAAAAAUGCUACAAAUCAUCUUGCAAAAUUUUUGAGUUUGACUGAAAUGGGAGAAAAGGUUUUUUCAGACUUUAAAACAUCGUGGGAGUUUCUGCUGGGGGGUCUUGUUUUAUCUAUGCUUGUGUCAUUAAUAUGGAUUGUACUUAUGCGAUGGCUAGCAGGAAUUAUGAUAUGGCUGAGCAUUAUACUUGUUUUAAGCUUCUUGGUAUUUGCUUGCUAUUAUAGCACUACAAAAUAUAUAGAAUUGAAGACUGUGCCAGGAUCUGAUGCAAAAUUUAAAUUAACCUUAGAUCUCAGGAGCUACUUAGCUUUGCGUGACACAUGGCUGUGGUUUGCCAUAAUUUCUGGUAUAGUAUUCGCUAUCCUUUUCCUGAUUGUGGUAUUUCUAAGAAAAAGAAUCUUUAUAGCAAUAGCUUUAAUUAAGCAAGCAAGCAAAGCUGUUGGAAAUAUGCCAUCAACACUAAUAUUUCCAAUAUUCCCAUAUAUAUUGAUGCUGGCAUUCUUCAUAUUUUGGGCUGCUGUGGCUUUAUAUAUUGCAUCUUCUGGGAAAGCAUCAUUUGUUGUUGCAGAUGCACCUGCUGGUUCUAAUGUAAAGAACGGAUCAACUUGUAAUCCUAAGAAUUACAACAGCACUGGAGGUGGAAUCAAAUGUUUGUUCCAGACAUAUGGUCUGAAGGAUAAUCUGUUCACUAGUCACUUCUAUAACCUUUUUGGUCUCUUCUGGGGUUUAUUUUUUACUGUAGGAGUUGGCCAAGUUUCUCUUGCAGGGGCUUUUGCAGCCUAUUAUUGGACUAAAGACAAAACAAAAGAAGUUCCAAUGUGCGCUAUAGGAACAGGAUUCUACCGUUGUUCUCGCUACCAUCUAGGUUCAAUUGCCUUUGGAUCUCUACUUAUAGCAACUGUUCGAAUGAUACGUGUGAUGUUGGAAUAUAUAGACCAAAAAUGUAAAAAAUAUGAUAAUGCAUUCACAAAAGCAAUACUAUGUUGUAUGAAAUGUUGCUUUUGGUGUCUAGAAAAUGUCCUCAAAUUUAUUAGCAAAAAUGCAUAUAUAAUGAUCGCCAUUUAUGGUAAAAACUUUUGUAGUUCUGCUAGAAGAGCUUUCAAAUUGCUGAUGAGAAACAUCAUACGUGUGGUGGUUCUGGACAAAAUAACAGACUUUUUGCUUUUCAUGGGAAAGCUUGUGGUGGUUGCUGCUUCUGCUGGUGUGUCCUUUUAUUUCUUUGCAACUGAUCAGAAAAUAUACCAAGGCAUACCUCCAAUGAAUUAUAAUCUGCUUCCACCAAUAGUUAUCACUAUUGGUGCCUACAUCAUUGCUUCUGCCUUCUUCAGUGUCUAUGGAAUGGCAGUGGACACCAUAUUCUUAUGCUUUUUGGAAGACUGCGAAAGAAAUGAUGGUUCUAUGGAAAAGCCAUACUUCAUGUCAAAGGAGUUGAUGAAGAUUUUACAUAAAAAGAAUAAAUUCCGAGAUCUUUCCCCUCCUUCCUCUCCUAAAUGAAUCUUAUGAAUGAGCUAUCUCCCUUCCUAUCAUUGAAUUCUUCAAGUAGAAAAUAGUUGCCUUGCCUCUUUCACUUCAACAUUUGCAGAUUUCAUUUGUAUGUUUCUAUGUCUGAUGAAUGUGCUUUAAUGUUUCUUGUAUAUAGUAUAAGAUAAAUGUUUAUAAAUAUAUUUCUCAGUUAAAGAUUAUAGUUGAUUUCAUGUCAGAAAUUUUCUUUUCGGUGCUUUAAUGUUUAGAAGAACUUUAUAUAUAUAUAUUUAAUGUUGAUAAUAGAUGUUCCUUAAUAUGUAUUAAAUAUGGUGAUUGGAGAUAAAUUUUUUAGUGUUUUUCUUUAAUUUUUUAAAAUUAUUUUCUCUCAUUUCCUCAAAUUAACUAAAUACUUUAUUUUUUAUUGAUCUGUCUGGUAAAUGAUUUUUCAUACUAAUUUGGUAAUCUUUCAUGUGUGCAUAUUUCAGUGUGUAUGAAAAACUUUUUUUUUCUGGUAUAUAUGAAAUGUAUGAUAUUCUGUCAUAAAAUUUUUUGAAGUUCUAGUGAACUGUUAUGAGCAGUAUUAGCUUUUUAAAGCACUUUGAGGAAGUUAUAUUGAAGUUUGUAUAACCAUAUGAUGCAGUUGUUUUCUAUUUCUCAGUAUAUAGUUUGUGUUCCUAUGUCCUUUUCAUAUAUAUUCUUUACAUGUAUUGUCACCUUAUAACAUAUUCAAAAAAUGAGUUGAUUUAUUGAUAAUUUUAAAAUUCUGAGUUGCAUAUUUGUUGUUUAAAUACUUUAUAUUAUAUAAUUAUUUGUAUUACUGUUAAAUGCAUUUAUAGAUUUUUAAUAGCUUUUGUAAAAUUUAAUAUUAUCAACAUUAUAGACUUUCGUUUAUUUGAUUUUUUUUAAAUGUUUAUUAUAAAUGUAUAUACUUUAUAUGAGAGAAAAUGAUUAAUUUCAUAGUUCCUUUAUAGAGAUCUGCUAGAUAUAUCUUAUGGUUUUUUUUAAUGGUUUGACUAAAAGUUUUGAAUGUUCAAAAUUAUUGCUUAUAACAAUUUUAAAUUAGAGGGAGGAGUAAAAAUUUUAUAUUAAAAAAUUAGCACACAUCAUUUGUAAGCAUAUAAAAAAAUGUAAAAUUUUAUUGAAUACUUUAGCAUGUAUAUGUGUUUAAAAUGUAGCAUUUUUUAAAAUUAUCUUUCAUUAAACAUCAUUUCCUUAAAUCCUCAAUUCACAUUGGGAAAAUAAAAAUUUCUUAUGAAGGAAAUUCAGGUAUCCUUAUAAAAAAAACCCCUUUGAAUCUUCCAAACAAAUUGUACCUGUUUUUUACUCUGACAAGGUUUGUUACUUGAUCAUUAAAUGGAAUACAAUUUCAUGUGAUGAAAUAUGUUAGCAUUAUAGCCUGCAUUUUAAAUUUCUACAGAUUUUUUUUUUUUUCUGUUUCACACAUUAAGUAAUAACAUUUUUCAUUGUUUUCUUUGCUUUUAAUUUUUAAAAAAUAAUAAAUACUGCAUUGUUUAUCCCUUUUUUAUUGCUUAUUGAUUAGAAUUAAAAAAAAAAAUUGACUUGUGAUAUGGAAAAAAUAGCGAACAAUAAUGAGGCCUUAAAUCUCCACUUGCUUAUUAUAUCACUCCCUGCCAUUUUUUAUUUCCAUUACAAAAAGCAUUCAUUAUCUGUGACGUUGUCUUUCUCAACUUAUGCACAAUCAUAUUACUCUAACUAUUUUCAUAAUAUGCGAGCAGUAUAUUUUUGCUAACAUUUUAAGAAAAGACAAAAAUUAUGUAGUUUAAUUCAUUGCUGCAUCAAUUUCAAAUUUGAUUUCUGUACAUUAUGCACAAAAACUCAUUUGUAGCUACAGUUUUUAAUCAGUUAAAAUACUUACUAAGUUUACCUUCAUAAGUGUCCAGUCAUUAAAGAAGACUUAAAUUAGUACAAAAAGAAAAAAAGGUUGUGCAACUGGUUGUAUUUCUUCAAAAAGCACAAAAAAGUUUUUUAAAGUGUGUAUAAAUAAUUUUAGUUAGAAUCAUGUCAGAGUAGGAUUUUUAUACGGCAUUUUAUAAAAUUUAGUGAACUGGGGAAAAAAAGUCUUUAGUACUAACCAGUAAUAUGUAUGAAAUCGAAGUUUUGCAUUAUCUAAUCAGUGAUGUGACACAAAAUUAUAUGUGGAAUGUCUUCCAAAAGAAUGACGAUUACUUUCCAGUCCAUUAUCUUCCGAAGUCGUGCAAAUUGAUGAAUGACAAAAACAGUAAUCAUUUUCUUAUUUUUUGAUUAGUGUGUUUAUAAUUUGUCUCUGUUUUCCCCCUCCUCCUACAAACUGUUUACUAGUUAAUGUUUAUGCACUGAUUAGUAUUGUCUUCCCAAAUACGAUAGAAGAGAUUUAUUUAUAUAUUUUGAAAAAAAAAAAAAAAUCAUGUUUCUCAGGGUAUGAUGAUAUUUUCUUUACUAUAUUUUAUGAUUAUAAAUGUUUCUUUUUUUACUUAAAUAUAUUAAAAAAUUUAAUUAUUUGGUUUUGGUAAUUUUUUUAAUACUAGAAUAUAGUGUAAAAAUCUUUAUUUUUACAACUAACAUUUUGGUUUUGUAAUUUCAGUUUCCCUUCUUUAAAAUAUUGUAUAUUUUUUUUUUGUUCAACAGAGAUUUUUAUAAUUUACAAAAUGAGAAUAAUAUAUGAUUAUUUUUAAAUGCAUGUCCUGAAUUUUAUAUUAUGUUAGGUGUGUUUUUAUAUUUAUAUUACUAUAGAUUUAUUAGCAGUGUUAUGUUAUGGAUAUGAUUUUUAAGUAAUGAAUUAACAUGUAAGAUAUGUGCACUUAUUAAUAUGCAGAUUUUAUUAUGAAUCUUAAGAAUUGUAGUAUUUUGCCAAACUUUACAAAAGAUAUAUUGAAAUGAAAGAAAACUUGCUGCAAUUUGCUAAUUGCUGCUUCAGUAAGAUGAAUAUAUUUUGUGUAUAAAAUUCAAGAAUGUUGUCUAUACUUGGUGGCAUUAGCAAGACAUUGAAUUUGCUCAUGAAAUUUUCAUAUAUUUUAUAAAACUUUCCAUAUGCCUGUUUAUAUUGUUCAAAUACAUUAGUAGAAAUAUAUACUGUGUUUUCCAGCAUUGGCCAUCUGAAUAAAAUUUUAAAGCAAGCAUCA